CGUCACAUCCUGCGCGGCAGAAACUGAACCGUUCAGAGUUGUCAGCUAGCGAAAAAGUUCGCAUUUAGUUUCGUACUAAUUCAACUUUAGAUCACAUAAUUGAUCUCAUAAAUCGCCUAAAAAUGAAUGCUCAUCUUUAUAUAAGACCACUGUGAUGCUGCCGAAGAUGUUUAGUUGUUAAACUUGAGUGCUGGCGAUCUGGCUAGCCACAUUAGCUGCUAUCUUUAGCAGGAGUAAGACAGCAGUGCAGAUAACUUGCCAGCAAAGUGUAAACCUCGGGAUCCCGUGCGUAUACAUGUGUCACUUGUUAACAGGUAACUAUAUAUUCAGGCUAGCCAAGAUUGUGAUUAAUAAUAACAGAAAUUUGUUUUAGUUAGCUUCAGCUAUUACUCAGCAACAGGGUUCCUCAAUAUGUCUUACCAGCUGACUGCAGAGCAGCAGCGAAAGAUUGAGGAAAACAGACGUAAGGCUUUAGAGCGAAGAGCCCAAAGACUUGGACAAACUAUAAACAGCAAUAAGCAGCCUUUAACUGGCUUCAGUAGCACUUCAGAGCAAGCACAGCUCCCUAAACAGAGUUUUUCCUUGGAGCAACGACCAGUUCAGCAGCAGUCUGGUAAACCCGAUCAAGACAAUCGUAGUAACUCUGCUUCGUCUAGACAGAUAAAAGUCACUGGCCUUCUCCCUCAGACAACUCAGCAGUUGAUCAGCCCUGUCUUAUGUGGAAGUAUCAAGUCAGCUGAGGCCAAAUCUAACCUCGCCUCCAGCAGCUCUGGAGGUGCAGUUAGCUCCUUCUACAAGCAAGCCAGUAAACCUGCACAAGUUCCUACAGCACAGCUUUCUUCAAAUACCAGCACUUCAAAUGCACCACCUGCAAAAAAGCCUGCAAUCUCUGUCAGGGGAAAAUGCGUGUCUCACACAGACAGUCGUUUCAGAGUAGAAGUGGGCUACCAUGCAGAGCUUAUUGCCCUUUUCAAAUCAAUCCCCUCUAAGAGCUAUGAUCCUGCCACAAAGACAUGGAACUUCAGUCUAGAGGAUUACAGACGACUAAUGGAAGAGGCAGCUACCAUUGCCUCUGUGUCUUUGAAGCCUUUGGAUGGAAUGGAGGCGGUGGACGUUGCUGCAGCCGCCAGCCGACCUCGUGACAGUGCAGCAUUGGCUGCAUUGCUGAAACUGUGUAAUGGCUGGCAGAAACCUGCAGCCACUUUGCGGGGGCAGUGCAUCCUAUUGUCUCGGACAAAGUUUGAGGUUGACAUCCUUUACCAUGUUGACGUCAUUGCAGCCUUUAAGCAAAUGCCAACAAAAAACUAUGAUGUGACCACAAGAAAGUGGAGCUUUUCCCUUGAGGAUUACAAGAGACUCAUGGAUCUGCUUAGUGGGAUAGCAGCAGUGGAGGUAGAGCCUCUUCCCAGGGCUGUAAUCCAGGCUUUCUCUGCCAGGUUUGAUGGGACUGAAGCCAGGUCUUUAGAUGUCUCUGAGGCAGACCUCUCCAGCAUCGACCCCACACUCACCUCCAGCCUCAUGCCCUUCCAGAGGGAGGGAGUCAAUUUUGCAGUGUCUAAAAGGGGCCGCAUCCUCCUGGCUGAUGACAUGGGCCUGGGAAAGACGGUGCAAGCCAUCUGUAUAGCAGCGUACUACAGGAAUGAGUGGCCAUUGUUAGUGGUGGCUCCGUCCUCUGUACGGUUCACCUGGGCUGAGGCCUUUCAACGCUGGCUUCCCUCCCUGAGCCCUGACAGUAUCAAUGUGGUGGUAAAGGCCAAAGACAAUCUGCGAUCUGGUUUGGUAAACAUCAUCAGCUAUGACCUGCUGAGCAGGAUGGACAAGCAGUACUCAGCAAACUCCUUCAAUGUUCUCAUUAUGGAUGAGUCUCACUUUCUGAAGAACAUGAAGACUGCUCGUUGCAAAGCAGCCUUGCCUCUGCUGAAGGCAGCAAAGAGGGUGAUUCUUCUUUCUGGGACCCCUGCAAUGUCCAGACCGUGUGAACUCUACACCCAGAUUCUAGCCGUUAAUCCUACACUCUUUCCUCGCUUCCAUGAGUUUGGGAUUCGCUAUUGUGAUGCCAGAGAGAAAACUUGGGGCUGGGACUACUCGGGCUCGUCAAAUCUUAGAGAGUUAAAGCUGUUGUUGGAGGAAUGUUUGAUGUUGCGUCGCCUCAAAUCUGACGUCCUUUCCCAACUUCCUGCUAAGCAACGCAAAGUGGUAACUUUGACCAUAGACGGGAUCAACGCACGCAUGAAAGCUGCUCUGUCAGCUGCAGCAAAGGAGUUGACCAAGAAUCAUCGCAGUAAAAUGGAGGAGAAGCAAGCCCUGCUCGUCUUUUAUAACCACACAGCUGAAGCCAAGCUACAAGCCAUUAUGGAGUACAUCACAGACAUGCUGGAGUGUGGGAGAGAGAAGUUUCUAGUGUUUGCCCAUCAUAAGUUAGUCCUGGAUCAUAUCACCACUGAGCUGGUCAAAAAAAAUGUCAGCUUUAUCCGUAUUGAUGGGGCAACUCCGUCAGCGGAGCGACAACAGCUGUGUGAAAAGUUUCAGUACUCCGCCCAGAGCUGUGUGGCUGUACUGUCCAUCACUGCAGCUAAUAUGGGUGUCACCCUGCACUCUGCAGACCUGGUGAUCUUUGCUGAGCUUUUCUGGAAUCCCGGGGUUCUCAUUCAGGCAGAGGAUAGGGUUCAUCGUAUUGGACAAACCAGUAAUGUGAACAUUCACUACCUGGUAGCCAAGGGAACUGCUGAUGAUCAUCUGUGGCCAAUGAUCCAGGCAAAAAUGAAUGUCCUGGAGAAAGUGGGACUGUCUGAGUCAAACCUCUCAGACAAUGCUGUGAACGCAAGCUUCCACUCAAAGGAUCCCAACCACGAGAGCAUCAUGGAGAUGUUUCAGAGAUCUUUCUCUGCAGAUGAUGACAUGGACGAAGCCACCUUAAUGGAGGCUGCAGACGACUGGGAGGACACUCCGCCUGAAAAUGUGCCUGCUCAGCACAACACUACCAAAACAGUCAGCCAAAGCCCGAGCAAAAAGACCCUGAAAGACUAUUUUAGUAGAUGACUUGAAAAAGUUACAUUAAGAAAUUAGAUUAACGCCAUUUUUGUUUCUUUAUUGGAGUAGGCCCUUCCAUCAUCACUGAAUUGCAUUAACAUAUACUUCAGUUGUUUUGUGUACGUGUAUAUUUGUGUGUGUAGGAGGUAGGACAGGAAGGUAGGGGAACUGGAGCUGGGCCUAAGUCGCAUUGUAACCAUUUUAGUAAUAAAUUAACCAUUUACAUUCUCAGACACUUGACAAUAACGCAAUGUUUUAGGAAUUAUCAGAUGAUUCUGUGAACAGAGACUAAUCAUCUGAGCUUUUUGGUGAUUAUGUGAGUCUGAUUUUAGUUGUUUAGCUUACAGCUGCUUGUGCAUGCCAAGGCAGACAUCAAACUAGCUGUAUAAGUAUUUGACUUUCUUCCUACAAGUACUUCAUCAAUGCAAUACCUUUUAACAAAAUCCACAAAAGGCAUCAACGUCUUUAUGUUUCUUAUUUAUUGCAUGAUUCAUAAAAUGAGAGGCACGUGUUUCCAUAAUUAUUGACGUUCCAAGUCUUCUGAUUCAGUUAGUGAUUUGGUCAUCACUCCUUCCUGUUACUGGACUGUAAGGAUUUGAAUGAUGUGGAUUGUCUGUAAAACAAAGGAAAAUAAAGUUGGCUCCUUUGAAUGUUGCUGUUGUUAACUAACACCACAGCUUUAUUGUACAGUAGUGGCCUACAGUCACUCAGAAAAGGGUUGAAGAGUUGAAUGAUUCUAUUUUUAAGUCACACAGACACAUUUAUGCUGCAGUUUUCCUCCAGAUUUAAUAAAGUUUGACUUUAUUAGUCUUUGUAGCCUGUAGAAGCUACUCUAGCUGCUGCUCGUCACAACAUGAAUAUAAGUGCUGAUCUAAUCUGUUGAUAUUUUGAUAUUAUCUGUAUAGACAUGUCACUUCAGAGGCAUGCAAACAGAACUUGUUUUCUGUUAAGGUAUUUUUUUU
Melanotaenia boesemani (Boeseman's rainbowfish) is the source of this 3992-nucleotide messenger RNA. RefSeq names its product SWI/SNF related, matrix associated, actin dependent regulator of chromatin, subfamily a-like 1 (gene smarcal1). NCBI's taxonomy places the organism in Eukaryota, Metazoa, Chordata, Actinopteri, Atheriniformes, Melanotaeniidae. The coding region runs from base 412 to 3039 and encodes 875 amino acids. The record is from RefSeq and is a predicted model, not a curated record. The transcript has 17 exons. Gene Ontology annotation, molecular function: ATP-dependent chromatin remodeler activity; ATP binding. Gene Ontology annotation, biological process: replication fork processing; DNA repair. Gene Ontology annotation, cellular component: nuclear replication fork.